Penicillium canariense is the source of this 378-nucleotide messenger RNA. RefSeq lists its product as uncharacterized. The transcript is spliced from 2 exons. The record is from RefSeq and is a predicted model, not a curated record. Bases 1 to 378 code for a protein of 125 amino acids. Lineage: Eukaryota; Fungi; Ascomycota; Eurotiomycetes; Eurotiales; Aspergillaceae.
AUGCCGGCCGGAAGCGGCAUCACGACUGACACGGCCAAGGUUCACAAUGGCGAUGCUGCACUGGCCCUGUCUGUGAGCUUGGAGGCAAUGCACCAGGGCUUUAAACAAGGCGAGGAGGUGACACUCCUUCAAAAAAUCGACCUGAUGAUCCUGUCCUUUCUGGCGGUGUGCUAUGCACUCUACUAUGGGAGUGGCAGCCGGGCAACGAAGGGGAAAAGAAGAAGCGACUCAUGGCUGUAUGUUAAGAUCGACAAACCCAUCCUCUCCUAUGCUGCUAUCUUCGGCAUUGAAGACGAUCUCAACCUCUCGGACACGGAAUAUUCGUGGCUCUCCAGUGUCUUCUGGGCUCAUCUGCUCCUCUCUGGCCAGCUCGUAUAA